CGCGGGAGUUAUGGAGGGGGCGGGCUCUGCAGGGAAGUGCGUCAGAGGAGGCGCGGGGAGAGUAGGGUGCUGUGGUCUGAGCUAGUGGGUGAAGCUGGCGGAGCAGAAGGAUGGGCGAGCAGUCUGAAUGCCAGAAUGGAUAACCGUUUUGCCACAGCAUUUGUAAUUGCUUGUGUACUUAGCCUCAUUUCCACCAUCUAUAUGGCAGCCUCAAUUGGCACAGACUUCUGGUAUGAAUAUCGAAGUCCAGUUCAAGAAAAUUCCAGUGAUUUGAACAAAAGUAUCUGGGACGGCUUCACUAGUGAUGAGGCGGAUGAAAAGGCUUAUAAUGACGCACUUUUCCGAUAUAAUGGUACAGUGGGAUUGUGGAGACGAUGUAUAACUAUACCUAAAAACACGCACUGGUAUAGCCCACCAGAAAAGACAGAGUCAUUUGAUGUGGUAACAAAAUGCAUCAGUUUCACACUAAAUGAGCAGUUCAUGGAGAAAUUUGUUGAGCCCGGAAACCACAAUAGUGGGAUUGAUCUCCUUAGGACCUAUCUUUGGCGUUCCCAGUUCCUUUUGCCUUUUGUUAGUCUAGGUUUGAUGUGCUUUGGGGCUUUGAUUGGACUUUGUGCUUGUAUCUGCCGAAGCUUGUAUCCUACCAUUGCCACGGGCGUUCUCCAUCUCCUUGCAGGUCUGUGUACACUGGGCUCAGUAAGUUGUUAUGUUGCUGGAAUUGAACUACUUCACCAGAAACUAGAGCUGCCUGAGAAUGUGUCAGGUGAAUUUGGAUGGUCAUUCUGCCUGGCUUGCGUCUCAGCUCCCUUACAGUUCAUGGCUUCUGCUCUCUUCAUAUGGGCCGCUCACACCAACCGGAAAGAGUACACCUUAAUGAAGGCAUAUCGUGUGGCAUGAGUGGGACGCUGCCUGCUUUACAAUUAGCAUUUUUAUUAUUUAAAAAAUAUUUUCCAUUGCUCCUGGCCAGCUGCUUUUGUUUUUUUUUUUUUUUUUCCUUGAUAUACCAUUUUAUUCUGAAAAUCCUUUUUAUUUAUAUAUACAAAUAUACUUACACACAUGGCUGGGUGUUUUUAAUUUUUUUUUAAUUCCACUAAAAUUUAUAAGGUUGACUCUGAGGGAUUCCAUCUUUCAAACAAACCCAUCUAGGUUCACAGUCCAGAGAGAGAGAAAUGAGUAGAGACUUGGCACAAAUUUGUGAAAGAAAAUUGAUAGUGGGAAACUGACCCAAAGCAAGUUCUGCUAUCUGUUAGACCUGUUAGUAAAAGUACAGUAACCAUAUCUGUUCAACUAGAAACUCUUUAGUUUCUUUGGAGAAUCACUUAUCAUUGUAAUAACUUCAUGUUCCCUUUGCUGUUGUAGACAGUCAGCCAGUCAGCCAGAGGUAUUAGUGCUAUUUUCAAACCCUCAAGCUAUAUAAAAUAGGGGAAUUAUCAAAGAAGCUUUUCCCUAAACAUUGGCAUAUAACUUCAUCUGAGGUGAAAUAUGGCAGCUGUUUAUAUUUAUACUGUGUCUGUCUACAAGAAGGGAGGUGAGAAAUAUAGUGUGUACUUGAAGUUUUUACUUUGUAACUGUAAGAAUUCCAAUUCAGCUAGAGAAAAAAGGUUAAUCUUUUAUUUUUAUUAACAGUUUUUUUAAACUCACCUUAAUAUGUCAAGAGAAUCUUCAGUACUGCCAAACUGUUGGAUUUUUGCUCCUCCCUUCUUCACACACCAGGCUUAUGAAACAAGUGCUUUCUUUUUAAUAUUUCAGUUGGGGUCACAGAGUAAAAUUCCCCAAUUGCUAUCUGUUUAUUCUAGCUACGUACCAUAAAGAAGGUUCCACCAUAAUGACCCUCCAGAUCUAGGAAAACUACCACAAGAUCUAAAGUUUUGGCUGGCUGUUAACCUCCAACCGUGGUCUUUAUUUCUUGUGGUGAAAUGAUGUGCCUUUCCUUGCCUAAAUCGUUUCCUGGUGUGUAUCAGCAUUAUUUAAUGUCUUCUAAUUCAGUCAUUUUUUAUAAAUAUGUCUAUAAACAUUAAACUUUUAAAAAUCUUA
Choloepus didactylus (southern two-toed sloth) is the source of this 2034-nucleotide messenger RNA. It is a transcript of the gene CLDND1, whose product is annotated as claudin domain containing 1. Gene Ontology annotation, cellular component: membrane. The record is from RefSeq and is a predicted model, not a curated record. NCBI's taxonomy places the organism in Eukaryota, Metazoa, Chordata, Mammalia, Pilosa, Megalonychidae. The transcript has 5 exons. Bases 136 to 897 code for a protein of 253 amino acids.